Protopterus annectens (West African lungfish) is the source of this 1738-nucleotide messenger RNA. RefSeq names its product dihydrouridine synthase 1 like (gene DUS1L). Gene Ontology annotation, molecular function: tRNA dihydrouridine synthase activity; flavin adenine dinucleotide binding. Gene Ontology annotation, biological process: tRNA processing. NCBI's taxonomy places the organism in Eukaryota, Metazoa, Chordata, Ceratodontiformes, Protopteridae. The record is from RefSeq and is a predicted model, not a curated record. The coding region runs from base 470 to 1738 and encodes 422 amino acids. The transcript is spliced from 12 exons.
UAACGUGCUUUGCUACACAAAUCAUUGUUAAUAAGUGACGGUCACCGUAGCAGUCUUUAAGGAGACACCAAAAGCUGGGUGAAUUUUGGUGCGACAUAUUUUUCAUUUUGUAUAACGAACUGAUAGCGCCGAAUGCAAUUUAUUGGAAACCUAAAGCGAGCGCAUAAGUUUAAAAGAUGAUCACGAUGAACGUCCAACUUUCCAGUUGGGAAAUUUUUGAAAGGCACAACGUUCACGGCGCCAGAAGUGCUGAGGACAUCGGCAGCAGAUGGUUUGGAGGAACAGAGUUUAGAGUGGCACCGGCGGAAGUGUUGGUACAUGCGGAGAAAACCUGGGUUGAGGUUUUGGACUUACCGGUUGUGACAGCAUCCCGGUAGCUAAACAUUUGCUGUCGGGUAUGACAAACGUUUACCCGAGUUCUCCGUGCUAGAGACGAUUCAUAGUAUCUGUGCUCUCCUGCUUUGGAAGAAUGACAGAGAUGAAGGCGUCCUCAUUCUGGAAGACCACACUGAAAGGCGCUCGUUACGUUGUUGCACCAAUGGUUGAUCAGAGUGAGCUGGCAUGGAGAUUACUUAGCCGUCGUCAUGGUGCCCAGCUGUGUUACACACCAAUGUUGCAUGCACAGGUCUUUGUGCGAGAUGCUAACUAUCGUCGGGAAAAUUUAUAUAGUGAAGUUUGCAGUGAAGACAGGCCACUUAUCGUGCAGUUUUGUGCAAAUGAUCCUGAAGUGUUUGUUCAAGCUGGCCUUCUCGCUCAGGAUUACUGUGAUGCUAUUGACCUUAACCUCGGCUGCCCUCAGAUGAUCGCAAAGAGAGGUCACUAUGGUGCUUUCCUGCAAGAAGAAUGGGAGCUUUUGCAGAAUAUGAUAUCCAUGGCCUCUGAGAGACUGACUGUACCAGUCACAUGUAAAAUACGGGUAUUUCCAGAGAUUGAAAAAACAGUGGAAUAUGCAAAGAUGCUUGAAAAAGCCGGAUGCCAGUUACUGACUGUGCAUGGACGUACCAAGGAACAGAAGGGUCCUUUGACGGGCAUUGCCAGCUGGGAACACAUCAAAGCUGUUAGGAAAGCUGUUAGCAUUCCAGUUUUUGCAAAUGGCAAUGUCCAGUACCUGAGUGAUGUGAAACGAUGCUUGCAGGAGACUGGAGUUGAGGGGGUGAUGAGUGCAGAAGGGAGCCUACACAACCCAGCACUGUUUGAAGGAAGAAGCCCCCCUGUGUGGGAAAUGUCUGAAGAGUAUUUACAAAUUGUUCAGCAGUACCCCUGUCCCCUGUCCUUCAUCCGGGCACAUCUCUUCAAACUGUGGCACCACACGUUGCAAAUCUACAAGGACCUACGGGAUGAGCUUGCAAAAGCAAAAAAUUUGCAGGGUAUUGUGGAUGUGAACACACGGCUGAAACUCAAGUGCAAGCAGGAAGAAAAAGCCUACGAAAAGGAAGGAGACAGAACAAAUGGACAGUUGCAUCUCCCUCAUUGGAUCUGCCAGCCCUAUGUCCGACCAGUCCCAAAAGAUGUAUCCUUGGAAAAUGGUGGGAAUCAUUUGCUUGAAAAUGUUGGUAGAAAACGAUCACUGGAGGAAGAGGAGGAGGAAGAAGAUGAUGGUGAUGGAAACACUGAAAAUCUGUCCAAAAAGAAGCAAAAGAAAAAAGCAAGAAACCCCAAUAAAAGUUUUGAUACUUCAUUAAAGCCCAAAUAUGCAAAAUGUGAACAGUGUGGAAAUCCCAAGGUAAGUGGAAAAUGA